This is a messenger RNA of Morchella importuna, 507 nucleotides long. RefSeq lists its product as uncharacterized. The coding region runs from base 1 to 507 and encodes 168 amino acids. The record is from RefSeq and is a predicted model, not a curated record. NCBI's taxonomy places the organism in Eukaryota, Fungi, Ascomycota, Pezizomycetes, Pezizales, Morchellaceae. The transcript is spliced from 6 exons.
AUGAAAAUCACGUCCGGAAGGCCCGUGGGGGACUCAACUUUUUUUAAGACCCAGGAAGGGGGCUUUGCGCUGUUUAUCCUGCCUGGGACAGUGGGACCCACCCUAUCGCCUUUGUGGAAGCUCCAACCAAUUGUCUGCAUGAGCAGAGAUCAAAGAGGGGAAAGGCGCAAAAAAGGUUGGGCACUUCGGACCAAUCGCUUGUGGUCCUGGUAUCCUGCCUGGGAGACUUGCGUGAUAAUCGUUGCUUGGGGCGGUGCGCAAGGGCGGACGGGUGCUGUUUGGAGCAGCUCGAAGCCGUGGUGGUCUACAUACUCUACAUACCUAGAAUACCUACCACUUUACUAUUCAGAGUACUCCCAUGCUCCGCCGCCAUCAUUCUCCAUGAGCAAUGCCAACAAGAAUGGGGAAAAAGCAAAUACGAGACGCGAGAGCGAGGCGACUUUUUUGGAUCAUCCCCAGACGAGCGCGUCCAUUCGGAUCAAAGAAGGAAAGUUUUUUGAUUUUUGA